Molecule: messenger RNA, 2818 nt
Organism: Orbicella faveolata
Lineage: Eukaryota; Metazoa; Cnidaria; Anthozoa; Scleractinia; Merulinidae
Product: cytochrome P450 4A25-like
Molecular function (GO): monooxygenase activity; iron ion binding; heme binding
Source: RefSeq, a predicted model, not a curated record
AACACUGUCACGCAACCUCCCUCAUUCGCUUUCUUGCGAAUUAUGUCGGCUUUAGAGUUGUUCGUGCGCGAUCUUAUGGAGUGGAAACUUGCUUUCCUUGCUGUACCAACUCUCAUUAUUGCGUGGCUGAGUUGCAAGUUCUUAUUUUUGGACGCAUUUAUGUCUCCGCUGCGAAAUCUUCCCGGUCCUCCCACAUCGAUGUUUCUCGGCAAUUUGCUCGAGCUCAAACGGAAGGACAGUUUUAGAGCAACUUCAGAGUGGUCGAAGAAAUAUGGAGGGAUUUUUGUAAUGUGGCUACGACCUGAUCGACCAUUAGUGUACCUGACAGAUACAGAUCUUGUAAAACAGGUAUUAGUCACAAACUGCUACAAGUACUUGCGACCAUCCCUUGUUCGACUUCUGAUGCCCCCGCUUGGAAAUAGCUUACUCACAUCAAAUGGCAAGGAUCAUGCUUGGCAGCGUAAAAUGAUCAAUCCAGCUUUUAGUUAUACUAACCUUAAGGGAAUGGUGCCCUUCAUGAAGACGGCUGCAGACGACUUGGUUCAGUUCUGGAAAGAAAAACUUCAACAGUCACAGAAAGACUAUGCAGAUAUCAUGGUACAGUCAGAUCUUUUGCGAUUGGCACUGGACAUUGUUGGGCAGAGUGCUUUCGGAUACCAGUUCAAGUCCGUACGUGGCGGGGACACAGAGAUCACAAAUGCUUUCAAUCAUAUGUCGACUGGUGUGGACCUUGGCAGGUUUUCUUUGUUGACUUUGCCAUUUUUUAAGUACCUACCUUUGAAAGAAAAUCGACUAAAGAGCAAUGCAACUAAAAUUACCAAUGAAGUUGUCAUGAAGGUAAUCAAAGAAAGGCACCGUAUGAAGGAAACGGGAAGACAACCCGCCCACCGUGAUCUUUUAGACAUUGCUAUGGAUAUGGUUGACGACCAAACUGGCAUCCGAAUGUAUGAUGACCAGUUGCGCGCGCUGGUGUUUACCUUUUUGUUUGCUGGGCACGAAACUACUGGCGUAAGCAUGUCUUGGACUUUAUACGAGUUAGCGAAAUACCCCAAAAUCCAGGAGAAAAUCAGAAAGGAGGCAAAUGAAGUCCUGGGAGAUGGAACCGAUAUAACCUGGGCCAAACUUGACGAGCUGCAAUACCUGAGUAACGUCAUCAAGGAAUCCAUGAGACUACAUCCUGCUGUGACCCAGGUUGGCAGAGAAUCAGCCCAGAAUGACACUCUGGGUGGUAACCACAUCCCUGCCAAUACUCAUUUUCUGAUUGGAAUUCACGUUAUUCAUCGCUCUGAAAAGUAUUGGCAAGAUCCAGAAACUUUCAAACCUGAGAGAUUUGAGAAUUUGACCAAAGAACAGGAGUCCUUGGUGCGGUAUAUUCUGAUGCCAUUCUCAUUUGGACCUCGAAUGUGCAUUGGAAAUAAGCUAGCAAUGGCUGAGAUGCGACUUGUUUUGGCCUCUCUUCUUCAGAGGUUCAUCUUUUCGCCUGUUCCUGGUUUUCCAGAAGUCAAGCCAAAAAUGUCACUCACAGCCAAACCAUUCCCUUUGCUGCAACUGCGAAUCAGAGCUGUUGAAAACGAUGCAUGAUAAGAAAACGCUGUAAUAAGUACUACAACAAGAGCUUCAUAAUUCGUCUACUCUGUAGCUCACUGUUACGCUAACUUUUUGCGGAACAGUGAUUUCUUGUGUUUCUCGGGAUCUCAUUUCUGCGCUUUGUAGAAACUGUUUUAUUACAAGGAUUAUUACUUGAGGAUUUUCAGCAAGUCGCAUGCAAGUGAAAUUACAGCAGUGUAAUAUCGUUUAAUUUUAUAAUUAUGCAAUAGCAUGUUUGAAAUGCUUUAAAAAAAGCAACUGACUUAACCACUCUAAUUGAGAAACAUGCACGUUAUCUAGGAUGUACUAAUUAGUCUCUUAAAAUGGCUAUAGCAUCUUACUCUGAUGCAGACUAAUGGUAUUAAAGUAGUGAUAUCAACUGAUAUCAACCAGUACACCACAUAAUGAAUGGACGACAAAUUUCUGCGUACCCUUAUCUUUUUUCCCGUACCCAUAUUCGCGAUUAGCCAAUUAGAAGCCGUGUCGACUGUCUUGAUAACCUGGGACAUCAAGUCACUGAUAUGAUAUUGUUAUGAUAUCAUAGUCACUUGGCCGAAUUUGGGUACGGUAAAUACAGCUGUACCUAAUCGUACCUUUUUGGUAAGCUUCGCCGGCAUAUCAGACUCGUUUGGUCUCACCAUGGGUAUUUUGGCUCGACUGCUCUUCGCCAAAAAAAACCAACCAUCUCUCUGCCAAACUCGCCUGAUAUGGCACCGAAGCGUACCAGAAAGGUACGAUUAGGUAUAAAAAUCAGAGUUUCCAGUCGGUUUCCUUUUUUCGUUUGCUCUCCAUUACAUGAAACUCUAGAGUGGAUUUUAGCCCAUCGCAGGGUUACCCGAGCAUUUAAUCUAGGGGUAUUCAUUUAUAGACCUGGGUGGUAAGAACCACAUUUUGAUGUCAUCUGUGAUCUAUUUUACUGAACAGACACACGGCAACAUGGAAUUGAUUUUAUGUAAGAGGUGGACCAUUUGACUUUUGAACGGGGCAGGGGGACCGGUAGAAGUCUUCCAAAGAAAACCAACAGCGCAGGAGACUCAGGUGAUGGGUGAUUUUGAAAAAAGUAUCCUGCAAGCAUUACCAGGGCCCCUUUGGAUACCAACCACGAUACUGAAUGGACCACCUUGGCUAAAUAAAGUUUUACUUUACUUUACUUAACUGAGCAUACUUGUACCAAAAAAUUCAUUCACUGCACACGACCACUGCUGAAAAUAAAUAAAUUAAAAAAAAAAAA